This is a messenger RNA of Penicillium bovifimosum, 2325 nucleotides long. Its product is annotated as putative C2H2 finger domain protein. Gene Ontology annotation, molecular function: RNA polymerase II cis-regulatory region sequence-specific DNA binding; zinc ion binding; DNA-binding transcription factor activity, RNA polymerase II-specific. Lineage: Eukaryota; Fungi; Ascomycota; Eurotiomycetes; Eurotiales; Aspergillaceae. Gene Ontology annotation, biological process: regulation of transcription by RNA polymerase II; DNA-templated transcription. The transcript has a single exon. Gene Ontology annotation, cellular component: chromatin. The record is from RefSeq and is a predicted model, not a curated record. The coding region runs from base 1 to 2325 and encodes 774 amino acids.
AUGGAGACCGACGGUCAACCCUCGAAGAGACGGCGACGCAGUCGCAAAGUCCUCUCCGAUCGCAAGUUUGAAUGCACAUUUGAAGGCUGUGGGAAGAGCUACUCUCGCGCCGAACACCUGAGUCGCCAUGCGCUCAACCAUACCCCAAAGCAAAUCUAUCGUUGCGACUUUCCCAACUGCUACCGAUCCUUCGUGCGACAGGACCUCUGCACUCGUCACCGUGAACGUCACACCACCAGCGGCUCCCAACUCCAGAAACGAGAUCAUUUCACCGACAAUGAAACGAAGACUUCCCCUCCUCCGUCGCCUGCCAUCACCGCGCCGGAGUACUUUGUUGGCUCCGAGGAGCCCAAGUUCCCGGUGACAACCUAUCCAAUUGCGACAAGUGUGGAAAGCAAUGAGAUGCCAGUGGCGCAAUACCAGGAAUUUCCACCGGUGCUGGACCAACCUGACAAUCUCAUCGAUCUCGAUUCUAUGUCUUACCCGAUCUUUGGCGGGGAAACCUACAACCGAUCGCCAUUUGCGAUGGCAGACGAUUUUGCAGCGUGGCUGUUCAGCGAGCCACUUGCGCCGUUGGGCUAUGGCAUGGUCCCAAUGGUCCAUAAUCAAUUUUAUAUGAACGAGCCUGCAUAUAGCAAUGACUUUUGCUCGGUCGUCCCGCAGCAUCCGAUGAGUGUGACGAGUAUCUUGGACUCGGGGGCGCCACCGGCUAUUAUAUCCGAAGAAAAGCGACAAGAACUGCUGCGCUUGAUGUCAACCAGAUUCAACGAGGCGGCGUAUGCAGCCGGUGCUAAACGCAAAGAUGCGUUGAUGGACGGAGAUUUAAAUCACGACCGACAUGUCAUGAGCUUGCGCAUGAUGCAGACGUACAUUGGCUCCUACUGGUACCAUUUCCAUGCACAACUUCCGAUCUUGCAUCAGCCGACAUUUGCCGCCGAUCGGACCCCGAAUCUAUUAUUGCUAGCGAUUAUGGCGAUUGGUGCGGCAACUUUGGACAAGAUUCACGGCCAGGAGGCUACAGAGGCAGCGUCUGAACUAGCCAGCUUCAUUGCCUGGCAUUUGCGGUGGGAAAUCUUUAUGGAUGCCGAUUUCCGCCCGCCAGCUAGACUCUGGGUCUUCCAGUCAUUGUUGCUCCUGGAGGUCUACGAAAAGCUCUUUUCUACGCGCGCAUUGCAUGAACGUGCACAUAUUCAUCACGACACGACGCUGACCCUCAUGCGCCGAGGAAGUUCCUUAAUCGGUAAUUCUUCGUUUGACACCCCGGAAACUAGAGAAGAAGACGAGUCGUGGUCAACCUGGAUCAAGGCGGAAGCGACCCGGCGGGUGGCAUUUGCUGCCUUUGUAUUGGAUUCAACACAUGCAACCAUGUUCGGACACUCGGCCAAAAUGGUAGCCCACGAACUGCGGCUACCAUUACCCUGUGACGAGGCGUUGUGGGCUGCCACAAGCGCAGCCGAGGUCGCUCGGGUGCAAUCCAGCUUGCAGUCGCAUGGCGUGCGGCCAAUUAUGUUUUUGGACGGUCUCAAGCGUACACUCAACGGACAGCCCGUCCGGACAAAUGCGUUCGGGCGAAUCAUCAUCAUGUCCGGCUUGCUGAGCGUUUGCUGGCAUCUUAACCAGCGAGAUCUGCAGAUCAGCUCGCUCGGUGUCGGCCAGACGCUCGGGGGACGGGAUAAAUGGAGAACAGCACUGCUCCGGGCAUUCGAUAAUUGGCGUCGCGACUUUGACGAGGCCCUGGGUCCUUCGACCAGCUCUGAGUCGCGCAACGUGCUCCACGGGCUGGCGCACAUGGCUUCCCAUGUCGACAUAGCUGAUCUGCAAAUAUAUGCUGGUGCCGGCAGGUUGAUGGGCCGGUCUAUCACAGCGCGCGACUACUCCGCGGCACGAGAGAAGACAGAGAAAUGGGCGACCAAGGCGUCGGCACGGGAUGCCACGUUCUACGCGCUCAAGUUCUUGUCCUCGUGUUUCUCAGACCCGAAUACCCCGCCAGGGGAGUAUGCCGCGCGCGAUGACUACCUGCUCCAUCGACCGUGGGUGAUGUACUUCGCAGCACUGGUGGUAUGGACAUAUGGCUUUGCAUUAGACGGACCUUUACGUCCUGCCCCUGUUCUCGCAACCGUGACCGACCGGGAGCGCGACAUGCAGACGUUCUUGCAUCGCAUGGGCGAGAUCCGAGAACCGCACGAAUUGGAGGCCAUGAGCGGGCGCAACGGGUGUCUUGGGCUGCUGAUGAUUCUCCGAGACUCCUUUGCCAGACCACGAUGGGAGCUGCUGGGAGAGGCGGCACGGCUGCUGGACAGCUGUAUCAUGAAGCUGCAGUCAUAA